Alternaria atra is the source of this 1410-nucleotide messenger RNA. RefSeq lists its product as uncharacterized. Bases 1 to 1410 code for a protein of 469 amino acids. The transcript has a single exon. The record is from RefSeq and is a predicted model, not a curated record. Lineage: Eukaryota; Fungi; Ascomycota; Dothideomycetes; Pleosporales; Pleosporaceae.
AUGACUACCACAAUAUGCCCCGACUAUCUUGUGAUUGGAGCUGGAGCCAUGGGCAUGGCCUUUGUCGAUACUCUGGUCACGGACACGAAGGCUACAGUAGCUAUAGUCGAUCGCUACUCUCGGCCAGGAGGCCAUUGGACGAUUGCUUAUCCUUUUGUUACCCUCCAUCAGCCAUCCGCAUUUUAUGGCGUCAACUCUCGACCCCUCGGCGAGAAAACGAUCGACAAAGUUGGCUUAAACAAGGGCCUGUCUGAGUUAGCAACGGGUGACGAAGUAUGUUCAUAUUUCAGCAAAGUCAUGCAACAGACUUUUCUUCCAACUGAACGAGUCGAGUACUAUCCAAUGCACGAGUACAAGGGCGAGGGGGAAUUCCGAUCUAUCAUCACAAACAAGACCAUCCGGGUCGGAGCAGAUACGCGCAUUGUCGACGCUACAUUUAUGAAAGUCAAGGUACCCGCCAUGAGACCACCGGCUUAUGAGGUAGCGGAAGACGUGCACCUGGUUACACCCAAUGGAUUGGCAUAUCUUUCCCGACCCUACCGCGGUUAUACUGUGGUUGGAGCUGGAAAAACUGGAGUCGACGCUUGUCUAUGGCUACUAGCGAACGGGAUUGAUCCAAAGGACGUAUCGUGGAUUAUGCCCCGUGACUCAUGGUUUUUGGAACGCAGUACGUUGCAACCUUCGUGGUCCCGAGCGAAUUCUUCCCAAGGCCCGGACAGAGCCGAUGCUGAGACCAUGAACGCCUCGUCUCUGGAAGAUUUGUUCCUGCGGCUCGAGGCUUGCGGAAAGAUGCUGAGAGUUGAUGAGAAUGUGUGGCCAACUAUGUUCAAGUGUGCUACCAUCUCACUCCCCGAGAUUGAUCGAAUUAAGAGAGUUGGAAAGAUCAUACGUCAGGGACGAGUUGUACGCAUCGGUGCAACCGAAGUGACACUGGAAAAGGGCACGUACACACCAGUGCCUGAUACACUGUACAUCGAUUGCACUGCCGAUGGUCUAGCAAAGCUUGAACCCGUACCGGUCUUUAGUGGCAAACACAUCACGCUACAAUCAGUGCGCUACUGUCAACAAGUCUUCAGCGCCGCUCUCAUCGCCCACGUCGAAGCGACUUAUGACGAUGAGAAAGUCAAGAACGCACUCUGCAGCGUUGUACCCCAUCCCGAAGAACCUAGAGACUACCUUGAUGUAUCUCUCGGGACCUAUCUGAAUGCGUUCAGAUGGUAUGCAGAACCAAGAACGGGCGCUUGGUUAAUGCAAGCGCGUCUGGACGUAACGAACGCACAAAUGCCUGAAGACCCUGUUGAAGCUGCAAAAGUUGCUCCUAGUCUGCCAGAUCAGCUCCAAGCCAUGUGUGAAAAAUUAAGAUAUCUUAUAAAUCAGGUUCCUAAGGAUGCUGAAACAGCAGCGGCUUAG